CACUGACACAGUCAGAGAGGGCGCCAUUCAACAUGGCGGAAAAGGCAGACGACGUUUCCGACGCACCGAAGUUGUCUGAAAUUUUCGAAGAUUCUUGGCGAAUUCAGCAAGAGCUUGAAAUUUCUGAUGAACCAACAAAUUCUAAGUCUUAUCAGGAUGCACUGCACAAGGCCAUCAAGAUGUCGGAGCAAGCCACAGUCAUGGUCAGCCAAUUGAACCUGUUCAGCUCUAACGAAGAACUGGAAGAAUUGCCAACCACAGAUAUACGAUACUUACUUCUGCCAGCGUUACUAGGCAGCCUCACCCUCAAGCUGACAGGGGAAGACAGACUAGCAGUGGUGGAACGCAGCAAGACGUAUUUCAAAGACUUCCUCCGACGAUGCAGACAGUAUGGUGUGACUGAAGAGGAGAUUCCAGAGGACCAGGAGGCCAGGUCACAACCCCCGAGCGGUCGGCCUGACCUGAGAGCCAUGCAGGCCAACCGAGAGGACAAGAUACGCCGCUACAAGCAAGCCAAGGAAAUGGAGAGGAAAAUGCAGGCAUUAGGCACUCCAUCUCAGAUGAAAGACAAACCUGAAGAUGUACAGAGAGAAUUCUACAUCCUGAGCUUGAAGAAGUGGGUCAGCACGGCCCUGGAGGAGUUGGCUGGUGUCCAGCAGGAGAUGGAGAUACUACAGCAUAUGGCUAAGAUGAAGUCAAGACAAAAAGAGCAGGGCGCCAACGCAGAACCCAAACCGCCAAAAGAGAAACCGAGACAGCCGAUGAAGCCCUUUAUUCUGACGAGGGAUGCAAUACAGGCCCAGGUGUUUGGUGCUGGCUACCCUAGCGUACCAACAAUGACCUUAGAGGAAUUCUACCAAAAGGAAAUAGCCGAGGGAAAGAUACUCCCUAACUCACAGAACCCAACUCCAGCCAGCCAGAGGGAGGAGGCAGAACGGAGAGAACGAGAGAAGGAGGAAGCUGUUGACAGAGACGACCCAGAGGCUCUCAGGAAAGCCAGGGAAUUGGACGAGUUUAAAGACACUCAUAAACGUGGCUGCGGAAAUCGAGAGAACAUGGGUUGAAGUGCGUCAGCUGUGCAGAUUGGUCGACCGUCAGCAUUGGUUUCUAUCAUUUACGCAAGUCCAGCCAAAGCUAGUUGCCCAAAGGACUUCAGAGGCAAUCAGCAUCUCUCAAUUGCCAUUAUUUCGGAUGGGCAUCCCUUCAAAGGCUGGCUAUUUGUUAAAAAUGUGUCCGUGGACAAGUGCUGUUUCAACGGGAAGUAUCAGAUGAAACUUGCACUGAACAUUUGAGGCAUCGAGGCUUCAGUCCUUUUGUGGCGCUGUAGUGUCACAAGGAACUAAAAUCUGUGGUUUUUUUUCAUCCGAGUUGUACACUUCGGUGCUUGAAAACGGCUGUUGACGAGUCCAAUGAUCAGGACAGCAGGAAUGAUAAAAUUGCCAUAUCAUGUUAGUCUUCUUGCAAUUCUUUAUGCAAAACAUUGCUAUCAUUGUGCAUAAGUGUUUUAUUUAAGUCGGCUGGUAUGUUUUGCAAAUUUCUUCAAGCAGUCUCAAUCAUGUUUAAUAAAUUUUAAAAAAUACCAUGUUAUUACCUUUCUUUUGAAAGCCAAUUCUUCCUGGCGAUUUUUGUGAUUGUUUUCAUUGAACCCUGUCAAAAGGUAGUGGAAUGGCUGAAAAUGAUCGUCAUUGCUAAUUGGUGUGUUCGAAAGACUCCAUAACCAAUAUCACUUGAAAAUAUUAUAGUAGGAUAAUGAAAGGCGAUUUAACCCAUUUGUUGGGUUCAAUACAACAUCUCUUUCUGGGCGUCACACAGGAUUUAAACUAUGGUAGACAGUACCCUGCUGUUGCUUCAUGUUUGAAGCAAUAGUGGAUAUAGUUUGACCUUCGUAAAUUAUGUGAUUGAAAGAAGAAAACACAGGCUGCAGACAAAACUACAUUUGUCAUGUCACAUUUUAUUCACUUUUGUUUUAAUAUCUGUCUGACAUUUUCACGGCUCCUCACAUGGGAAAAAAAUGUACAUGUGUAAUUUAUUCAUUGCAUACGGUAUAACCUAUUACAUGUACUACUUAAUAAAUAAAUGGGAUAAAGUGCAACCCAAACAAAAAUUA
Molecule: messenger RNA, 2107 nt
Organism: Patiria miniata (bat star)
Lineage: Eukaryota; Metazoa; Echinodermata; Asteroidea; Valvatida; Asterinidae
Product: immunoglobulin-binding protein 1-like
Exons: 8
Coding region: 33-1064 (343 amino acids)
Biological process (GO): regulation of signal transduction; regulation of dephosphorylation
Cellular component (GO): cytosol
Molecular function (GO): protein phosphatase 2A binding
Source: RefSeq, a predicted model, not a curated record